AUGUCUAGCGGAAUUCUCACGGCCGACAUUACCCAGGGACCGUUUUCGGUCGCCGCGAAUACGACCCAGAACGAGCGAACUAGGCUCAUGAAUGACGCGUUAGCUAACGCGGUAUGGUCAGCGCACAAUACGGGAGACCAGCGACUGGUAACAGUAAACCAGCCGCUGCUUUUUCAGAUAUGCAUGGUAGAGAACAUUGGGAGGUCCAAGGCGAGCCAACUGGACACACUGCGGUCGCGAAUUGACCCACGAACGCAGCGCGUGGACCGAGUUGGGGCGUCCAAAACACCCACUGACCGGCGACUUGUUACCUCGGUGGACGUGGAGACCGAUGUGUCGACCGAUUCGAAUUUACAGGGACCCGACAAAUCGGUUUUUAAGCUUACAUUGCAAGAUCGGUCCGGUGCGAUGUACUUCGCGAUCAACGUAUCACCUCUGAACUUUCUGAAAAAUGACGGCAGCUCUUGUGUACUAGGAUCUAAGCUGGUGAUAUUGCCAGGAGCCGUGUUUAGUCGCGGCAUGUUUCUGCUGCGCGACAGCUGCGUGAUGUUCAUGGGCGGGAUGAUCCAGUCCUGGAACCGUGGUCGCGACCAUAAAAUGUGUGCGUAUCUAGAGGCCCAAUUGGACCUAGCUAAGCCCAAAGGCUCCAGUGCCUCAAGGAAACGCAAGGCUACGGCCGUGGAGGGAGAAUGA
Lachancea meyersii CBS 8951 is the source of this 693-nucleotide messenger RNA. The record is from the annotation of a GenBank genome assembly. NCBI's taxonomy places the organism in Eukaryota, Fungi, Ascomycota, Saccharomycetes, Saccharomycetales, Saccharomycetaceae.